Molecule: messenger RNA, 5282 nt
Organism: Aethalodelphis obliquidens (Pacific white-sided dolphin)
Lineage: Eukaryota; Metazoa; Chordata; Mammalia; Artiodactyla; Delphinidae
Gene: EXOC6B
Product: exocyst complex component 6B
Exons: 24
Coding region: 1478-3814 (778 amino acids)
Biological process (GO): exocytosis; intracellular protein transport; Golgi to plasma membrane transport
Cellular component (GO): exocyst; membrane
Source: RefSeq, a predicted model, not a curated record
AUUUUUAAGGGACUUUUUUUUUUUAAACUAGUUUUAGGAUUCUAGGCUGGCAGUUUAUUUUUUUUCAGCACUUUACUGUAUAUAAUUCAAUUGUUAUUUGACAUAUAUUUCCUGUUAAAAAGUUAGCUCUUAAUCUUAAUGUUGUUCCUUUAAUAUUUUUUACUAUGGUUUUGUUUUUCUGCAGUUUUACUAUGAGGUGCUUACGUAUAGUUUUCAUUGUAUUUAUCCUGUCGGGUUUGUAGAGCUUGAAACUGUGGAUUGAUGUCUUUCAUUAGUUUUGGGAAAUAGUUGACUCUGAUGUUUUAAAUAUUGCCAUUUCCCCAUUAUAGAAAGACUAGACCUCUUUCUGCAGAGUCACAAAUUUAAAACUAUUUUCCUAGUAACACUAAGAUAUUGCUUUCUUCUUUUACUCACAUUCUUGCAGGAGAAUAUAGUGAAGUACGCCAGAGGCUAUAUGAUAUGUGAAGACAGUCGUUGUUUUAAUGGCUAAUGUAAUAUAUGCUUGUGUAUUCUUAUGUUUAAAUUUUUAUUCAGCUUUAAUUUUUAAUGUGAUAAAUGUCAAUAAAUAUAACCACGUAUACAAAAGUUCUUGGGGAGAUCCAUAUUUUUUAAGAGUAUGAAAAUAUCCUUAAGCCAAACAGUUUGAGAACUGCUGGGGUAGGCAUUUUGACUCUAUCCCAUAUAUUUCAUAUUUUUUAUAGUCUUCUAUAUUUUAUAUAUUUUUAUUUUCCUCUUUAUGCUUUUUUUUAAAUGGGAAGAGUAGGCAUUUUAAUUAUGCUCCAAGGUGUUACAGAGCUAGAUUAACAAAUUUCAGUCAGUAUAAAAUAGACUUAUUGUCAAUAUUCAGUCAUAAUACAACCCAGGUAAAUGAAUCAUUACUUUAUACAAGGCUCAGAUGUUUAAAAUCUAUCUUAACUUUACACAUGUACUAUAAAAUGAUAAAUACUUAAAAUGACAAUGCAAGGGAAAUAUUAUAAAAAUACAAUUGUUGUAGACCCUUGUAUGAAAGCUCUUUAAAGUUCUGCCUUAAGGAGUAAUACCAUGCUGCAUAUCAGAACCAAAAAUAAAGCAUUUUCCUUGAGGUUACAAUGCUCAGCGAUAUACUGGAUGAACUCUAAAGUACCAUGCCUGACAAGAAUCAGAAGAGACAAGGCCUUCAAUAAUUUGAGAGAAAAAAAAAGAGAGAGGAGUAAUCAAUUGUCAUAUGCUGAUUUCUGCUGGAAUGGCCUCUUUAAACAAUUAUAGCACUGUGGAAGAACUGAAGAAGGGGACCAGUCUCAGCUUUAUAUAAAGGAUUUCCAAGUCAGCACAAACUCAGACAGUGUUAAAAGAUAUGGGCUUACCUCCACAAAAUUAAGACCAGAAACAUUUUAAAAAGCUCCAAGUGGUUUUCUCUGGAAUAUUAAAAUGGAAAUCCAAGAAGCUUAAAGAUCCUCAAGCAGGGUCUGUCUAUGAUGGUGAGGAACAUGGACGAUUCAUGGAGAAGCUUGAAACUCGCAUCCGCAAUCAUGACCGAGAAAUUGAGAAAAUGUGUAACUUUCAUUACCAGGGCUUUGUGGACUCUAUAACGGAACUGCUGAAAGUAAGAGGAGAAGCCCAGAAACUCAAAAAUCAAGUGACGGAUACUAAUAGAAAACUACAACAUGAGGGAAAGGAACUGGUAAUAGCAAUGGAAGAGCUGAAGCAGUGUCGACUACAACAGAGAAAUAUUUCUGCCACUGUUGAUAAAUUAAUGCUGUGUCUUCCAGUCCUGGAGAUGUAUAGCAAACUGAGGGACCAGAUGAAAACUAAAAGGCAUUAUCCUGCACUGAAAACUCUGGAACAUCUAGAGCAUACCUAUCUGCCUCAAGUAAGCCAUUAUCGAUUCUGCAAGGUGAUGGUGGACAAUAUCCCCAAGCUUCGAGAAGAAAUUAAGGAUGUUUCUAUGUCUGAUCUCAAAGACUUUCUGGAGAGUAUCCGCAAACAUUCAGACAAAAUUGGAGAGACUGCCAUGAAGCAAGGAAAUGAUCCAUAUGUAGUUGAAGAUUUGGUGUGUCCACAGGAGGAGGCCCAACAACAAAGAAACCUGGAUAACAUCAUCUUUCAACAACCCAGGAUAGGUAGCAAGAGAAAACCUAAGAAAGAUGCAUAUACAAUUUUUGAUACAGAGAUAGGAAGCACUAGCCCCAAGUCUGAACAGGAUUCAGGAAUUCUGGAUGUUGAAGAUGAGGAAGAUGAUGAAGAGGUACCUGGGGCCCAAGAUUUGGUUGAUUUCUCUCCUGUUUAUCGAUGUCUACACAUAUAUUCUGUCCUGGGUGCCCGGGAAACGUUUGAGAACUACUACCGAAAACAGAGGCGAAAACAGGCUCGUUUGGUGCUCCAGCCUCCUUCUAACAUGCAUGAAACUUUAGAUGGCUACAGGAAGUAUUUUAAUCAAAUUGUAGGCUUUUUUGUGGUUGAAGAUCACAUUUUACAUACAACCCAGGGUUUAGUAAAUAGAGCCUACAUCGAUGAACUGUGGGAAAUGGCACUUUCAAAAACCAUCGCAGCACUCCGUACUCACUCGUCUUACUGCUCUGAUCCAAACCUCGUGUUAGAUUUGAAGAACCUCAUUGUGCUUUUUGCUGACACACUUCAGGUGUAUGGUUUUCCUGUAAAUCAGCUUUUUGACAUGCUGUUAGAAAUCAGAGAUCAAUAUAGUGAAACUUUGCUAAAGAAGUGGUCAGGUAUUUUCAGAAACAUACUUGAUUCUGACAACUACAGUCCUAUACCAGUAACAAGUGAAGAGAUAUAUAAAAAGGUGGUAGGACAAUUCCCAUUCCAAGAUACAGAGCUGGAAAAGCAACCAUUUCCAAAAAAGUUUCCAUUCUCUGAAUUUGUGCCAAAAGUUUACAACCAAAUUAAAGAAUUUAUCUAUGCCUGUCUGAAGUUUUCAGAAGAUCUUCAUCUAAGUUCAACUGAAGUUGAUGACAUGAUUCGUAAAUCUACAAACCUGUUGCUAACUAGGACUCUGAGCAGCUCUCUGCAGAAUGUCAUUAAAAGGAAGAAUAUUGGACUUACUGAGCUUGUCCAGAUUAUUAUCAAUACAACACACUUGGAGAAAUCCUGUAAGUACUUGGAAGAAUUCAUCACCAAUAUCACUAAUGUGCUUCCAGAGACAGUCCACACCACCAAACUGUAUGGCACCACGACUUUUAAGGAUGCCAGACAUGCAGCUGAAGAAGAGAUUUAUACCAACUUAAACCAGAAGAUUGACCAGUUUCUACAGCUGGCUGACUAUGACUGGAUGACAGGAGAUUUGGGCAACAAAGCUAGUGAUUACCUAGUAGACCUCAUUGCCUUUCUCCGUAGCACCUUUGCUGUCUUCACACACCUUCCUGGAAAGGUGGCCCAGACAGCAUGUAUGUCAGCUUGCAAGCAUUUAGCCACGUCCUUGAUGCAACUUUUGCUGGAAGCUGAAGUAAGGCAGCUCACCCUGGGAGCAUUACAGCAGUUCAACUUGGAUGUCAGAGAAUGUGAACAGUUUGCCAGAUCCGGCCCGGUGCCUGGGUUCCAGGAGGACACGCUGCAGUUGGCCUUCAUCGACUUGAGACAACUUUUAGAUCUCUUCCUCCAGUGGGAUUGGUCAACCUACCUUGCUGACUAUGGUCAGCCCACCUGCAAGUACCUCCGGGUAAACCCUGUGACAGCUCUGACCCUGCUUGAGAAGAUGAAGGACACUAGCCGCAAGAACAACAUGUUUGCACAAUUUCGGAAAAAUGAGCGAGACAAGCAGAAAUUGAUUGACACUGUGGCCAAGCAACUCCGGGGACUCAUCAGCAGCCACCACUCAUGAAGGCAGGCCUCAGGCCCACAGAGGCUGCUGGCUGCAGCCCCAGAGUCCGGACCCCAGCACUGGCUGGCCCUGCAUUUGUGCAUUCUUCUUCAAAGAGAGCAAAUGUAUUUUUUUAAUAACCUAUGUACAGUAUUCGCAUAACCUUUCCCUAUAGUGAAAGAGGCACGAGGGUAAGCAAGUCCACGAGCUGUUGCUAGGCUUCAGGGGAAGUCACACUACACUGUCUGUAUUUUCCUAGAGAUGGCGGUGUCAUUGGUCCAGUAUCGGUAUCGGUAUCGGUAUCGGUAUCGGUCCACCUUUCAUCUGUGGCUCUAGAGCUUAGAUCUGGGGCUCAGAAACCACACAAACAAAAUGGGUACUUGGCACUGGGAGGUAAGGUGAGUAGGCAGAAGGAUAAUAAAGUACAUCCUGUUCACUCCUUGGUGCCCCAUUCACCGUGUAGGUGAGGCCGAUUCUUCUUUAUGCAAGGAAAGGGCCUGGAAAACAUUACUACUUAGUCUAUCAAAGACCAGCACACAGUUCUGGAGGUUCAUCUCUUCAGUCCACUGACUUUCACUGACCAGUGAACAAGCGUGCUGUGUGGCAAGAUGACGGCUUCGCUCCAGUCCCCGCAAGGAUGGCAUUUUUUAGCCUAGAUCUGACCCAAUGCUUUUACUUCUAAGUUUUCUGGGGCCCGGUAGAGCUGAGUAUGCAGCGGGAAGAAUUGGAUCUCAUGACUAACUAUAGGCUGCCCCACACCAGGAGGAGAUCUUGAAAGCCAGUGCAAAUGGAAUCAGAGCCCCAGCCCUUCCCCAUUCCUCUCAUUGCCUUCUUUCAGGGUCAGGGUACUUGGUUCAGGGCAUAGGUCAACAGUUAUUCCAUAGACAGAGAGUCUCAGACUUGGCCUCUUCCAGCAGUGUCAUUGGGAUAGUCAGAUUCCAGAAGCCUGAAAAUGGCCCUUACUUUACCCUUAGGUAAAACCUUGGAAUCAUUCCUUUGUGUUUUAAAGCCAACUUUCUGGCCACCAUCUUUAAAGGAAAUGUCAUCAACUCUGAACUGUGGGGACAGCUGUAGCUGGACUGGAUGCCUUUAGGGAUGGAACCACUGUCACCGUGAAGUAGAGCGGGUCAGCCAUGGCUAGUGGUUUGUUACCCAUGGCACAGCUGUCCCUCACUAAGUCAUAUCCUGGAUAAGCUCUUCUUGCUCUAGCCCAAAGCUUCCAUCCCCUUUUGAGAUCCCCAUAGCUAUCUUUUGGCUUCAUCUGAGAAGGAUUGCCUAUAAUCCUAUCCCUCAAGCUCUGGAGUUUGCAAAGGAACCUGGACCAGCUAGCUUGGAGGCUGUGUCCUCUGUCCCAAAUGGGCUCCCGAGACUUAAUGCAAGGGCUUCACUAUGAGGUCAGGCAGAGGAAUCUGCCCUUUAAGACAUUUCAGGAAGAUGCUACUAAGCCUGCUGGCAAAAGUAUAAUUGUGCAUCACCAAACAACGACAAA